GCCAACAUAAAGCAACGCCCAGGCAUACACGACACGAACCAGGCAACCAGCUGCCGAGGGAGGAACCCUAGCGGAACAGGUGACGGCGUCGCGCUACCGGUGACGGCGUCGCGCUACCGGUGACGGGGGAUACGGCGGCAUCGUCCCCCUCGGCCCCUCCUCCAUCCCCGGCGCGGCGGCGCCAGCAGCCGUCCUGCAGUAGAUUAAAGGAGCCCUAGCUUUUGGAGGAUGACCCAGCUGCCUUCAAAGUUCAAAAACAAAAUGAUGGUGGUGAGGGUGGACGAGAACCCUGCGCCGGAUGGAGAGAACUCUCCCCUGGACGAUGAGUACGUCUCGGCCGACGAUGAGCACGUUGACAAUGAAGACAAGGAGACCGAUAGCAUCGGCGACUACGAAAACCCCAGUGGGGCGCCCCAGUUGAAGAAGGGUCCUUGGUCGCCCGAAGAGGAUAAGCGUCUUAAAGACUACGUCGAGGUACACGGCGCGGGGAACUGGAAUAAGGUGCAGAAGAAUGCCAUGCUCAACCGUUGUGGCAAGAGCUGCCGUCUCCGCUGGACCAACCACCUCAGGCCCGAUCUUAAGAAGGAUCCUUUCGACGCUGAGGAAGAGGAAAAGAUAAUCAAGCUUUACAUCAGGUGGGGCCCCAAGUGGUCCAUGAUGGCCUCAUAUUUGCCUGGCCGCACAGAUAAUGAAAUAAAAAACUUUUGGAAUACCAGAAAAAGGAGAAAACAGAGAUGUGGUUCGCCUCUCCAUCCAGAAUAUAUGCUUUCUCAGCUUAGUCAUAAAGACAUGGACUGUGAAACUCCUGGAGAAUCACAUGGCAAGAAACGGUCAAAUGAGUGCUCAAAAGAAAAGGUUGUUGAUGUGCAAGAACUUGUGGAUGAGUUAAUUGUAUUUGAGCACCUUGACUAUGGUAAGGAUACAGUGUUUCCAACCAGACCUUUGAAAUGCCAUGCAUCUACUAGUAGUGUGCAAAUUCCUGGUGCCAUUGAGAAAACCUUUUGUCCCACUGAUUUGAACUAUGUAAUGACAAAGAAUCAGUCGGUGCAUGUUGGUAGUGCCAUUGGCAGUGGCUAUCCAGUAUAUGGUGGCAGACUCUCUACUUCAGGGACCAUAUUCGGUUCCAUUCAGACAGAGAUCCCUUCGAUCCAAAGUUCCAGCUAUAGCCCAAGUAAUGACUGGUUGGCUCAAUGUCCUUCGGCUUGCAUUGAGCAACGGAUUCCAAUGGAAUGCAAUACAAUAUCUCAGUCAAAAGCUUACCUUAUGAUGCAUUCUUCUUCAGCUUUCUGUGCCCCUGAACAUGAGGCCUGUUCUGAAACUCAAGCUCCAGACUUAUGUUCAGGUUCAGAUGCUGUUUUCGACCCCAGCCAGUGUUAUCCAGUUGCUAGUUUUUCUGAUCUUGGGAUCUCGGAUACACUACUAACAAAAGGUCUCUUGAAUGAUAUAGCACUAGCAAGUUUGUUGAAUGUUAAUUUGAAGGACCAGUCACAUAUCAACAGGCAGGAACCUACCAAUGAUACAUCACUAGGAGGAGCAAGUUUCUUGAAUGCUAAUUUGAAGGACCAGUCACAUCUCAACUGGCAGGAACAUAUGAAUGAGACAUCACCAGUAGCAGGUUUAUUGAAUGCUAAUUUGGAGGAGCAGUCACAUCUCAACUGGCAGGAACCUAAGAAUGAGUCAUCACCAGAAGCAGGUUUCUUGAAUGCUAAUUUGGAGGAGCAGUCACAUCUCAACUGGCCCUUGCAGGAAUGUGAGCCAUGGAUUGAGAGACAAAUGUUUUGACCAAUAGUUUGAUCCUUGUUACAAGCCUGACUUCCCAUGUUCCUGAGCAGCAGUUUCCUCUACUGCACAACCAGGGCCAGAGUGAGCAACAACCAAGAUAUUCUUGUGAGCGUGAUGGAAAUUACAUUUUAGUUCUCUGCCUUCGCUGUCUUAAGCUCUCUGAAGUAUUGUCUUCGACUUUGCUGGGAUGAUGAGCUGCUGCCCCGAGACAACAACAGUCAGCCAGACCAAAAUCACUUAAAUAGUUUUAACAAUGUAUUAAGUUUUGUCUUGUUACCUGCUGUCUGGCGUCUGCCAUGUUUUGUCCACUGUUAAACUUGUCUAAUAAUACCCUUUUAGGGCUAAUUUGGAAAGCCUCAAUGUCUUAAGUUUUGUCUUGGU
Messenger RNA from Zea mays, 2163 nucleotides. RefSeq lists its product as uncharacterized. Bases 229 to 1782 code for a protein of 517 amino acids. Lineage: Eukaryota; Viridiplantae; Streptophyta; Magnoliopsida; Poales; Poaceae. The transcript is spliced from 4 exons. The record is from RefSeq and is marked provisional.